AUUGCGUUCAUCCCCCCCACCCCCUUCCGUUUCUGCUAGGGAUGACCGCUAAGGAUGCUUCAGGUGAAACUAAUAGUCACUGGAGAUGACUUUGGCUAUUGUCCUCGGAGGAACCAAGGCAUCGUGGACUGUUUCCUGGCUGGAGCGGUGUCUAACGUGUCCCUUCUAGUCAAUGGAAGUGCUGCAGCAGCUGCAGCCAAGCUGGCGAGGAGAUACAACAUCCCAAUAGGCCUGCACGCCAACCUGUCUGAGGGCUCUCCUGUCUGUGAAGUGCUCAAGACAAACUCUUCUCUGCUUAACCAAGAUGGAUUCUUCCAUGGGAAAAUGGGAUUCAGAACAGCUCUAUCAAAAGGUCUCCUGAAAAUGUCAGAGGUGAAGCAGGAGCUAAAGGCACAGGUAGAGCUAUUCCGUGAGCUGACAGGCCACCUACCUCCCCACAUGGAUGGGCACCAGCAUGUUCAUGUCCUUCCAGAAGUCAGACAUGUAUUUGCACAGGUGUUAGAGGAGUAUGGGAUCAAGUACACUCGUGUCCCAAUAGAACCAGGCCUUCACAAGUGUGAAUGGAUUGCACCAUCUCUGAUGGACUUCUAUCGGGGAGUAGAAGAAGAUUCUCUUAACACAGUGGAUGUGUUUACAAGGCAUGGAAUAAGGUGGCCUAACAUUUACAUAGGUUUGAGUACCAUGGGCAAGAACAUGUCUGUGAGUAACAUCUGGAGUGCCAUUGAUACUGCCAUUGGGGAUUUCACUUCCAAGCUGCCCUCGCCCGCACACCUGAAUCCGCAGAGCAGGACAGUAACAAUUGAACUGAUGGUACAUCCAGGGUACCCGAGUGUCCCACCCAUCGGCGGCUGUGGGGAAGGACCAGACGACUUCUCACAGUCCUGGGAACGCUUGCACGAACUUCGGACUUUAAUCAAGCCAGAGCUGCAGAGCCACUACAAAAGCAGGAGCAUUCAGCUCUGUUCAUUCAAAGAUAUUUAAAUGAACGAGCAUAUGUCCCUAUCUUCAGAGUACAAAUAAAUGUAUGUAGUUGGCAAUA
Messenger RNA from Struthio camelus australis, 1039 nucleotides. The record is from RefSeq and is a predicted model, not a curated record. NCBI's taxonomy places the organism in Eukaryota, Metazoa, Chordata, Aves, Struthioniformes, Struthionidae.